Messenger RNA from Ooceraea biroi (clonal raider ant), 2060 nucleotides. Its product is annotated as dynein, axonemal, intermediate chain 2. NCBI's taxonomy places the organism in Eukaryota, Metazoa, Arthropoda, Insecta, Hymenoptera, Formicidae. Gene Ontology annotation, cellular component: outer dynein arm. Gene Ontology annotation, molecular function: dynein heavy chain binding; dynein light chain binding. The record is from RefSeq and is a predicted model, not a curated record. Gene Ontology annotation, biological process: cilium movement; outer dynein arm assembly.
AAUAUAAAAUUUCAUCAUUGCGAAUCUCGCGAAUCUCAAGAUUCUGUAUUCCUAUAUUUCCUGCACAUAAUAUCUCGCUCUUCUUACCCGCGAUGGAUGCGGAAUAUGCUUAUACGAAAAAAAGAAUGCACUUUGGGAAGAAGUGCAAUUUUUCAGAUAAUGAUAAAGUGGAAGUGGAAAUCAAAUCGGAUCCAGCGUUAAUGAACAAUUACGUUAGAACCGAUCCCGUGACGCACGCCACGCAAUGCAGCAAAGUUUACGCGGUCCACGAGGUAAACACACCUACCGCGACAUACAGGGACAGCAAGAUGUUCCAUUACGAGGGCGGCUGGCCAAAAGAUAUAAAUAUGAAGGACCUGGAGCAGACGGUCAGGUACAGGCGCAAAAUCGAGAAAGAUGAACUGUUUCUCCACACGAUGCUGCAAUUGUUGCCCUCGAUGGAACACUACAUACUGCAAAAUAACGCGUGCAACAUCUACGAGCAAUUUUUCGCCGACGUGGAGGCGACCCCGCUAAUACAGAGAGCCUUCUCGCGCACGGUGAACGUUUACCGCGAUCCCUUAAUAGCGAAACGAUCUAUCACUCAUCUGUCGUGGUCGCCGGAUCAGGGCAAUCGCUUCGCGGCCAGUUACAGCAACGCCAAUUUCAAGAAGAGUUUCAGCAGCAAUUACACGUCGUACAUCUGGGAAGUGGAGAAUCCGAACAGUCCCUACAUGACACUGAAACCAUUUUGCCCGACAUUGACGUUGGAGUACAAUCCUAAGGACAGUAACAUCCUGGUGAGCGGUCUAAUGACCGGUCAGGUGGCCUGCUGGGACGUUAGAAGGGGACCGGAACUAGUGGACAUCAGCUCGAUAGAGUUCAGCCACAGGGAUCCCUGCGACAAAACCUUGUGGAUCAAUUCCAAGACCGGCACCGAGUUCUUUAGCGCCUCAAAAGACGGACAGAUAAAGUGGUGGGACACCAGAAAAAUGCUGACUCCGACGGAGACACUGGUCAUUGAUUUGCUAAAGCCAGAGGAUCAAAAUGUAGACAAAGCGACUGGCAUCUCGGCUCUGCAAUUUGAAUCGUCGAUGGGAACGCGGUUCAUGUGCGGCUUAGAAAAUGGCAUCGUGGUAUCUGGCACUCGCAAGGGCAAGACACCCGGCGAGAAAAUCGCGACGAGAUUCAGAGCUCAAUACGGUCCGGUCAUUAGUUUGGAGAGGAAUCCAACGUUCGUAAAAAAUUUUCUGACGGUUGGUGAUUGGACCUCGAGGAUUUGGGCAGAGGACUGCAGGGAAUCCUGCAUAGCUUGGACGCCCGGCCAUCGGGAUUUUCUAACGGGCGGCGCCUGGAGCACGACACGUUAUUCCGUGUACUACCUGAUUAAAACGGACGGAACGUUGGAUGUGUGGGAUUUUCUAAUUCAGCAAGACAGUCCGGUCCUUAGCGUGAAAAUAUGCGAUGAAAGUUUGACUUGUUUGCGACCCCACGAACAAGGACAGCUGGCUGCAGUCGCGAACAAAAAAGGUUCAACCUAUUUACUUGAAUUCUCGGAAGUUUUAACGAUAAAUCAAAAGAACGAUAAAGUGCUGCUAACAGCGCUCCUUGAUCGCGAAACUCGCAGGGAGAAAGUGAUAGAAGCGAAAAACAGAGAGUUACGAUUGAAAAUGAAGACCCUGAAGACGCAUGGCGAAUCGGAUUUCGUCGAUGCUGCCUCGAAGCCGGACGAACGAGACGAAGUUAAAGAAUCCUGCAGCGAUCUGCGGAACGCGCUGAUAACACAGUGCGAGGAGGAAUACGAAAAUCUGAUUAACGCGGAAUUGGCGCAACAGGCAAGUAAUGUCGAACUAAAUAACAACGUGAUUCAGAACGGCAAUUACAAUUAACGCAAGGUAAGGAAAGAAAGGAACUUUCGCUAAGCGACUAGGAAUUGAACGUAUGUUGUAAGUAACUCGUAUUUUACUAAUAAAUUAUUAAUAAAGGAUUAGUACUGAUAUAAGACAUUUUUUUCUGUUUUAUUGGGUCGUCCGGAAAGUUCGUGCCGAUUUUUAAUAGAUGGCGUUGGAACAUGUCUGAAU